This is a messenger RNA of Diospyros lotus (date-plum), 1084 nucleotides long. Its product is annotated as protein RGF1 INDUCIBLE TRANSCRIPTION FACTOR 1. Lineage: Eukaryota; Viridiplantae; Streptophyta; Magnoliopsida; Ericales; Ebenaceae. The record is from RefSeq and is a predicted model, not a curated record.
ACUUUUUGGUCACGAACGAUAGACGAUGAAAACAGUACAGAAUACGCUCUGCACAAACCGCCACGCCAUCUUUAAAUGACGCCAACCUCUCCACUCCUAUCCCUCUCCUUUCAUUGGUAACAGUAACCCACUAGUCUCCUCCUCUCUCUCUCUCUCUCCCCUCUUCUCUUGCAGGCGCCGUUUCUCUUUUCUCACGCCCCGUUUGGUUGCCCAGAAACCGCUCGGAAUCCCUUCAGAAAAAUCAACGUUUUCCGCUCUCCCUUACUACUCCUGCCGCCGCUCCCCGCUUUUCGUCCCAAUCCCACAAAGUAACCAUUAGGGAAGUUUUGAGAACACGAGAAAGAUGUUAGACGCUUCGCACCUUCCUCGGUGGCUUGUGGCUCUGCUGAGAGAGAAAUUCUUCAACGCCUGUAUAAUUCACGAGGAAGCCAAGAAGAACGAGAAGAACAUCUUCUGCUUGGACUGCUGCGAUAGUAUUUGCCCCCAUUGUUUGUCUCCUCAUCGCUCCCACCGCCUCUUGCAGAUAAGAAGGUAUGUUUACCACGAUGUCAUAAGGGUGGCUGAUGCCGAGAAAUUGAUGGACUGUGCCUUUGUUCAAUCUUACACCACAAACAGUGCAAAAGUAGUGUUUUUAAAUCAACGGCCGCAGACUCGGCCGUGUAGAGGCUCCGGCAACGUCUGCAUCACCUGUGACCGAGGCCUCCAAGACCCAUAUCUCUUCUGCUCUCUCUCCUGCAAGCUUCAGCAUAUACUUAGAACGGAGAAGCUCUCAAAGUACAUCUUCGAGUGCGAGUACCUCACACUGCCUGACCCGGGCCUGGACGACGGUCAAAUGACCCCUGACUCGGUGCUUGAACCGACCGGCUCGCUGAGGACGGAGUCCGGGUCGAGUGGGAGCGGUGGCGCCGCCGGGGGAUGGGUUUGCCGGACCCUGGGCUGCACUGCGACGACGGAGAUAGUGAAGAAGAAGAGGAGCAGCGUGGGCGCGUUUCGAGCGGCAUGCCGGCCAUUUCGUCGCACGGCGGAUAUGUCGGCGGCGCUGAUGAACCGGCGGAGUACGCCUCAUCGGUCGCCACUUUACUGA